Molecule: messenger RNA, 366 nt
Organism: Colletotrichum spaethianum
Lineage: Eukaryota; Fungi; Ascomycota; Sordariomycetes; Glomerellales; Glomerellaceae
Exons: 1
Coding region: 1-366 (121 amino acids)
Source: RefSeq, a predicted model, not a curated record
AUGAUUUUGCCAUUCGAUCCGAUUGCCCCUGUCACCACCGACGGCGAUUUACCGACUUUGGCUAUGUUCUGCGUCGACUGGUCGAAACAGACACCGCUUUUCAAGUCGCGAAUCCGAAGCUUCCCCUGGUCCAACUGCACCGUUGCGACGAAUCUGCCAUCUCUUGGGACACAUCCGUAUGCGCAACCGUUCAUCUCGAGCUCAAUUCUGCUGCCGUUCUCCGGCUACCACGUCGCCAAACUCCACAUCCGAGACCCUUCGCCCUCGCAAGAGACCACCAUGACGCGUCCUUGGCUGGCAAUGAGCUGCACCACUUCUCGCCUGCCAUCACCCCAUGCCUUCUUGGCCUUCGAUUCGCUGAUAUGA